Chaetomium strumarium is the source of this 966-nucleotide messenger RNA. Its product is annotated as ribosomal L29 protein-domain-containing protein. The record is from RefSeq and is a predicted model, not a curated record. The transcript has 4 exons. Gene Ontology annotation, cellular component: cytosolic large ribosomal subunit; ribosome. Gene Ontology annotation, molecular function: mRNA binding; structural constituent of ribosome. Bases 186 to 563 code for a protein of 125 amino acids. Gene Ontology annotation, biological process: translation; maturation of LSU-rRNA from tricistronic rRNA transcript (SSU-rRNA, 5.8S rRNA, LSU-rRNA). Lineage: Eukaryota; Fungi; Ascomycota; Sordariomycetes; Sordariales; Chaetomiaceae.
CACAGACCACUUUUCGCGGUAGGGUUUUCCGCCCUGCCAGCCAUUUUGCGCAUCCACACCACUCGGAUUUUGUUAGGCCGCGAGCUUGCAGGAGAGGCUGUUCCCUUCCAACGACCGAAGACCCUGUCGCCGUCAAAGGAAUCGUCGCCCAUCGCCCAUUUGACUCGACACCGACAUCUUUCACAAUGUCUUCCGGCAAGGUCAAGGCGGCCCAAUUGUGGUCCAAGAACAAGGAGGAUCUCACCAAGCAACUGGCUGAGCUGAAGACGGAGCUGAGCCAGCUCCGCAUUCAGAAGAUUGUCUCCUCGGGCACCAAGCUCACCAAGAUCCACGACCUUCGCAAGUCGAUCGCCCGCGUCCUCACUGUCAUCAAUGCGAACCAACGGGCACAGCUCCGCCUCUUCUACAAGAACAAGAAGUACCUGCCCCUUGACCUCCGAGCCAAGAAGACCCGUGCCAUCCGCCGCCGCCUGUCCCCCGAGGACGCCUCGAGAGUUCUGGAGAAGACCAAGAAGCGCCAAACGCACUUCCCUCAGCGGAAGUUUGCCGUCAAGGCUGCGUAAAGGCGUUUUCAUGGGUAAUGGGAUGGUUGUAUCUAGGGCACUUCCGGCGCGGUUCUAAAAGAUUUGGCACUCAACACAUUGCAUCAUCCCGGGGAAUCAAUCUGCUUUCAGGGUUUGGGGUGUUACUCGAGGUCAAUGAAUUAUCGGUCCCGGCAAGGUAUCCGUACCGCUGCGGAAUGAAAGCACUGCGCUGAACGCACACACAUCCGAGCCUUCUGUUGGUGAUGCACCCCCGAUGAUGUUGGGGGGUCUUGUGCUGGUUGGCACUGCGCUCGCAGGGGCCUAGCUGUGGACUGGUCCGGGCCAGCCGUGGACAUGGUUUUGGUCCGUUUUAUACCCCGCCAGAUAUAUGAUACAGUUGGUCGACAACAUCGUGAUUCCCUGUUCCGCCUCAUUCUUGAAG